This is a messenger RNA of Haliotis rubra (blacklip abalone), 3057 nucleotides long. Its product is annotated as protein DD3-3-like. Bases 47 to 2344 code for a protein of 765 amino acids. The record is from RefSeq and is a predicted model, not a curated record. NCBI's taxonomy places the organism in Eukaryota, Metazoa, Mollusca, Gastropoda, Lepetellida, Haliotidae. The transcript has 13 exons.
AAUAGGAACAGAUCCGGAUAAACAACACUGCUCACUGGGAGUGGGAAUGAAACUGAACGGCAAAAUGUUACCGUUACUUCAUAUUUUGAGUGGAAUCAUUUUCAUUAUUUCAAUUGUCGAGGCUGACAUUUAUCUCCACAAUGUCCGGGGCAGUAACAAUCGACUGGAUGAAGCAACUCGACCAAGGACAAAUGCAAAAAGGAUGUUUGAUUCCCAGAACAAUGCUCGAGGGGGAUACAACGUGGGAUCCCUCUUCUACUAUCAGGGGUCUUUGCUGCCAAUAGAAUGGACCAACCAGCACUCAUGUCACGACGCCAACAGUCACUGUGAGAUCAUCUUACAGUACAUGUGCGGGGACACUGUCAGAGAUGGUGCCACUACCAAGACAAUUCCUGAGAUGAAUGCUCAGUGCCUCAACAAUGACUGCAACAGCGACCGCACCUAUGGCAUGCAUGAAGACUACAACUACUACAACAACUGUAAACGGCGACAACGAAACAAAGGCCUCUUUGUUGCAGACCAGAAUCUAAACAACAGGAACCGCCAGUUUGCUCGGAACACAAGACAGAAUCCAGGAGGAACUCGAUAUGGGUACGAGUGCCCGGAGGAGAGAGAUUACUACCCAUACUGGCACCCAACACCAUGGAAGGACAUAGCAGUGAUGACCAAUGAUGCCCAGCGGUGCCUGUACUACAGAGCCCAGAGUGAGAACGUCAAGUCGCGCUGGGCCUGCGUCCUCCACAAUGACAGCACCUCCGCUAUACCCAACAACAAGGAUGACUGCGAGCAACUUGAGACCAAUGGAGUCAAGGGUCAGUGGAAGGAAUUUCCUUCACAUGGAUUACCUCCCCCUGACUGUCGGGAGACAGAUUUCUCUCGUGACAAUCACCUUGGCAACGGCAUUGGCGGUCACCCCCUACUGUAUAACUGGACUGUCCCAUACAUCAGCCACGAGAAGUGUGCCAUGAGGAUCAGAUACAAUGUCUCAACCAAUGACUACGACGGCUGGAACACAAAUUCUAGUCAGAAUGGAAACCCAACCAAAAUCAAUAUGGCCGACAAGUAUGGCUUCUCCACCGAGGAAGCAGCUGGAACAAGGGGUUACAAGUUUAAAAAUAACCCAGAGGUGGUGCUGUUUGACGAUGCAGACUUUGGUCUUCAGCUAGCCAUCAACACUGCCGAAUAUGGCCGAGUAUUUCAAGACAGGUCUCAUACAUUUGCAAUACGUCCUCGUCCAGACCAUAUUGACAGCACGAGCACCAUCCACAACUUAAACGUUCGGGGCAAACGCGGCAACAUCGUGCAGGUGUACCCUUCUGUGGAGUACGACUUCGUACCCAACACGCUGGAGAUGGGGACAGGGGAAUAUGUGCACUUCCAGUGGACAGGCUCCAACACCAACAACCGAGGCAAUGAUGGAAACGGCCUGGCUGGCACAGACCGGAACAACAUUGUUCUUCUGUCUUCAAAAAAAUACCCAGAAGGCAGUGGGGCAUCCUUUGGACCUGGAGUGAAACGGGGACAUUUUGGUGUUAAUUACCCAGAACAUGUGACAAAUGACACCUUUCUGGGUCUGGGAAAAGAUGAUGUAGAAAAACUGGCCCUCCUCAGCACAGGCCAGUUCGGUGGUGAGAUGUCACAAUUGGAUGAUGCAGGGACAUACUUCAACCUUGACCCAAGGCAGAUAACUCAGCUAGGAACCUACCACUUCAUGUCCACCAGGAACAAUGACUUCUCUAACCGGGACCAGAAGGCUCGCAUCAUGGUGUACCCCUACCCUGUGAGAUACGAGGCCAUCGGCUAUAUGGGCGGCAGUGUCACCCUGCCUAGUGGCAAUGCCAAGGUUGAAGUGAGCCAAGGAGCCUUUGAUGGACUGCAGAAACUGCGACUGGAAGAAUGGAGUCGAGAGGAAGGAGACAGGCAGAUGCAGGCUGCACACCAGACUAUGAAUCUCGGCAGUGACUAUGUCAGCAACUUCCUGGUGGUGUACCCACAGAACCAGAUCACCACAGACGACAAUACGUUCACAAUUGAGCUGAAGGUUGACAGUGGCAGCAGUGACAUCGUCGUCUACAGGUCCAACGCCGACAACUUCGCGACGUGGACACGAGUGGAUGCCAGUAUCGAUGGCAACAUGGCCAAGUUCCAGUCCCAGCGUGGGGGCGUGUUUGUAGCACGAAGUUCCAGCAACAUCGGCAUGGUCGUCGGGAUAGUCAUCGCAUGUAUCGUCAUUGUCAUCAUCGUCAUAGGGACACUGGUUUACUUCAAACUGCACCCGAAGAAAUGGCAGAGUGUUAAAAACAAUGCCAAAUACAUUCAGAGGUCUACUCAGAGCAAAGUGUGAGGAGUAUGUAGAAGCAAAGAAAACAAUCUCUGAUCAAAAUGCGCAAUUUGAAAUCCACUAAAUUUUCAAGACAGUUUAUAAUUAUGAUACUAAAAAGGAGUAAAGGACUAUGUUAUUCUUUUCAUAUUGAUAUAGUAACAGAUUAUUGAAGAUCUGUAGUAAUUUGAAAGAUUAGCAUAGUCCGUAACUAUUUAGUAGUAUAUUUAUAUUUUUAGAUAGGGAUUCAAGGCUGCAAAGUAGUGAACACAUUGGGUGAAUAGAAAAUUGACAGAACGACACUCUUAUCAAAACCAAACAAAAGUUACAUCUGUUUCAAUUUCAAGGGGUUAGGAGUAGACUUAGUUCAAACCUUCUCUUAAUAAUAGUUACUAGAUAAUUAUGUGCCCCUUCUACACUGCUGUUUUCGGUGAAAAAAAUUGGUAAAGUCCACAGAAAAUUCCAACUGAUGUAAACAUUUAGUGAAAGUAGAUUGGUGUAGAAGGUGGUCGGGGACCUUGUUUGAGAGCUCGGUGCCAAAUUACAGCAAAUUUGAUACUUAAUAUUGUGAUGCACUAGUGCCUAAAUGCACCCUCGUCUUAGCCGUCUUUGAUGGAAGUAUCAGGUCUUGACCAUUAUCAUCCUCGAUAAUCUCCAGGGUAUAUGUUACGAUCACUCUCCACUAUACCCAGGAUGCAUCCACGGCUUGGGGCGAUGAUUUUAUUACCUCCCUUGGC